UUUCGGCUCGUGUGAGCGGUACCACGCUUCUCGUCUCGUGUGCAUCGUCCGUCCGUGAGUGUUGUGGUGCGUGACUGUGCGUGACAUCGGUGGUGUGACAACGCUGAUAGAAUGGUGGAAGAAGAAGCAAUCUGCUGAAGUCGUGGGGGGCCAGGACGGACACGCCAGCGUGCUCGGUAUGAGGCACAGCGCUCAGUGGGAGUGCCAUGGUCCAUAGCCCGCUUUCGAAGGCGCACGACUCCGCUGGUAGACACAACAGCACCAAUCUGCCUGAUUCGGAAAGAGGUUCCCCGACGCGCUCUCCUUCGAGUCCACUGGACUAUCGCUGCCACGCAAGCCCGUCCCGACCGCCGCAGUCUCCAAGACACGUCAUGGGCCUGUCCGAACGAAACGCCGAUCUCCCGUGCGCCAACGAAGGGCCUCAGCUUUCUCCCGUGGCUCACUCACGAACGGCCAACGAGUCCAUCUGCCAUAGGAUGACUUCUGCUCCUGGAAGUCGCCGCUUCGAUGCACCGCAAGACCGGGGUCGCAUGGACCACAUGCAGGUCGCGGCCAACGCAACGACGAAUCACCACAUGUCUUCCGGGAGACCCCCGCCCCAGACGUCGAUGCUGAUGAGGUCGGAGAGCCCUCAGGAUGUGAACGACGAUUUUCCAAAGAGAAAACAGCGGAGGUAUAGGACGACGUUCACCAGCUACCAGCUGGAAGAGCUGGAGAAGGCUUUCUCCAGGACGCAUUACCCGGAUGUUUUCACGCGGGAAGAACUGGCAAUGAGAGUAGACCUCACAGAAGCAAGGGUUCAGGUAUGGUUCCAGAACCGACGAGCAAAGUGGCGAAAGCAAGAAAAGGCCACCGGCAACGCCGUGCAGAGUCAAGGCUACAACCCGUAUUCCACGGCGCAAUCGCUCAACUCGACCACCUCUCCCAUGGCUCCGCCUCACCACAGCCAGAACAUGGCGGCCGCGGCAGCGGCUGCCGCUGCCUUCGGGAGCUUCUACGCCAGGAAGCCCUCUGCGCCAGAUUCGACGCUCAUGAACCCGGCUCGGCUGUCUCCGUACCUCGGUGCAUCGGGUGUUCCUCUUCUACCUCCUGGACACGCCUUCUUCCCGUUCUCGCCGUUUGCACCCUUCUUACCGCCGUCCCUGCCGCUAUACCAAACACCGGCGCCAUUUCAAAACUGGCUGGCAACGUUAUCGGCGCACAGCCGUCAACAACGAAACGAUAUUGGUCCACCUGAAGUGGUACCUACUCCGACAGCAGCGCCACCGUCCCCACCGCCAGCCGUGGUGUCACCGCCACGACCUCCCGUCGCCGCUGCGCCUCCGUCGCCGUUGCCACCACUUGUGCUACAGCCACCCAUGCCUCCGUCAUCCACGAGUCCUGGAAGGUCCGUGUCGUCUUCCAGUGUCUCUCCUGGAGUGUCCAGCUUAUCACCAUCGGCGUCUCCUCCUAGCGGAGACCGCAGAAGUUCCAGCAUCGCAGCGCUAAGGAUGAAAGCCAGAGAACACGAAAUACAGCUGGAGAUCAUGCGAAAGGCAAACGGAGAAAUUGCCAGCUAACUGACGUCGACGACAAUGGUUAGUCAAGUGUGUUCGACUAUAGUGGAACUCUCGGACAGACGGCUCAAAAGCGGUGUACUGUGCUAUACUAUAAUUAACGACCCAAAAAGCUUCAUGGAGGCAGUCGAUCAGGCUAAUAUACAUCGUCAUAUGUGGCCAACGGACUAGACAAUGAAGGAGUAUGCAACUCAGCAUGUUGGUUUCCUAUGCAAAUUGCAGCUGGACUACCCGGUUACUCAGCUGAUCACCCGAUACACAACGCCCAGGAGGCUCUUACGUUGUGCCUUUCACUCGUAUUCUUAUCUUUUGCGUAUCCUCCACGAAACGUGAGACGCCCUUCAAUCGACGGACAUUAGAACAACGUUCAUUCAGAGUCAGCAAAUUCGUCUUGAAGGCAUUGAUACAUUUUGAGCUAAUUAAGCGAGCCAUCGCAGACUAAUCGACUGGAACGCAUGCAAACAUCUACAUCAUUGCCCAUACCAGGCGGUCUCCGUGUCUGGGAAAGAAGCCCGAGGCGAAACGUGCAGGAGCACUUUGACGGGACAAUUAGAGCAAAGAAUCUGCCCGAGUCUUCUCAUCUAUAUACGAAGUCACAUCAAGAAAGAAUCAUCACCAGUGUCGUUUGGACCCAUACUUAGGUGCCUGAUAAGAACAUCCAGGCUCUCAUGUGAUUGCGUGGCGCCAAAAGAUAAUUAUGCAUCGAGAUGUAUUGUGCCCGAUAACAGACGUUUUUUUUUUGUUUUUUUUUUCGUGAAGUCUCAACUCCUACCUCCAUACCGGGACACAAGUCCCAACGAAACAAAAAUUGUGUACGCUGAGAUGUCAGUACACUGUAUCACGCAUUCAGGGCAGGAUGAGUAGAAUGUAUAGGGUGUAUUCACCUACGUCACGUUGUGACGUGGCAUGCGCGUAGGUUCCUCCCCCUGGUGGUCACUUUUCGUGGUAGCGGUAAUGAAAGAUGACAAACUGCUCGAUUUUUUAAUGCUGCAAGCAUAGUUUUCGUUAAAAAAACACAAAGAAAACGUGAGAACGACAAUGACGAAGUGUCUUCGGGAUAUUAGAAGGGGAUGGGGAUAAAAGAUAGGGAAGUAGAUGGGGAAGGGGAUAUGGCCAAUCUCCCUUAGUGGCUCACAGCCAUCUUUUGAUUGGACGAAGGAGAAGGAGAGGAUAGACGCGACCGGAUUUCAAAACACCGUUCUAUGGGCUUCGUUUUCGAGCAAACGCUAGAUCAUCUCCGCAGCUGCGCCGAAAAAGUGACCACCACCAAUGCGGCAAACGCGGUCGUUUGACGUCAUGUGAAUACACCCUACAAUAACGCACAAUCAUUUUGAAUUAUUUUUGGUAAAAAAAAAAUACAGCGAUGCUCGAAUGCAGUAAAUCGUCAUGUGCCUUUCAAUACGUUUGGGACCAUCUUCACCGCGCGACGGGGUGUGAAGUUCACGUUUUGAUGUCUUGAAACUGCUGGACAAUCUUGACAGCCAGGAUACUUGAGCCCCAAAAAGAUCCUCAGUCAAAGCUUCAUGGUGUAUGUAGAGAAGCAUCCCUGCGCCAUUUGUUGAGGACGCGUCGGCUUGUAAGGUUAUUUAUUUUUUGCGUAUGCAACGGAACAGAAAUUACAAGAACAUCUUCAACUCUGUGAUAUGCUAUACGAUCCAGGAUCUGUUUCAAGUGUGUCGUUUGCACGUUGUUUGAAGAUAGACAGUCUCUGAACUGCUUACGGAAUCUCAAGGAUGCGCAAUGUCGUCCAACACCAAAGCUGUUUCGAACUUAAACGGCUACGUACUAUGUGGCCAUCUCCCUGCUGUAGUACUUGCCAUGCAAGAUGAGAAGGUGACCACUUACGUUUGGGUCAUACUGGUGUCGUAUACCGCAGUCGCAAUCGUAUUCCCUCCGUUCGAAAAACACAAUCAAAGCUACACCAAAGUAAAAUACACAAGUGUUCAAGCAUACACUUGUUCACGAUACAGUGACUUUUGACUGACUACUAGAAAAGGGUGCCGUGAUUUUUGGGCCAAUUGAUUCUUUGUAUUGCCUGGUAGCAAACUUCAGCUCGUCAUCUUGUUCUGACACAGCUCAGUCCUCCUUUGUUUCUGAAUCUCGUACAAGGAGGCAAUAACCGCAUAGAAAGUGCCUGGUACAUGGUAUCACGUCAACUGACCUGAUGUACAUAUUUAACCACACAGUGGUCUUAUUUACCUAUUUAUAUGCAACUAUUUCGGGUACACUCGCCUCUGUACAUAUGCAUGUUUCGUACCACACAGACUCCAGCCUACUCUACAUUCCAGGGAGUGUGACUUUGGGUUUUGCUAUCUCAAUACUUGUGCAAUUGACAGAGUGGAUGAUUCUUUGGAUCAUAUUUCGUCGGGACGAAUAAAGCUAUAUGAGUAUUUUACAA
Messenger RNA from Ornithodoros turicata, 3954 nucleotides. RefSeq names its product homeobox protein aristaless-like. The transcript has 4 exons. Gene Ontology annotation, molecular function: RNA polymerase II transcription regulatory region sequence-specific DNA binding; DNA-binding transcription factor activity, RNA polymerase II-specific. The record is from RefSeq and is a predicted model, not a curated record. Gene Ontology annotation, biological process: regulation of transcription by RNA polymerase II. The coding region runs from base 207 to 1559 and encodes 450 amino acids. Lineage: Eukaryota; Metazoa; Arthropoda; Arachnida; Ixodida; Argasidae.